AUGUCUGGAGCUGAAGCUGCGGCCGGCGUAGCGGGAUUAGUGCUUGCGUUGCCAGGAGUCAUCGACCUGUGCAUCAAAUAUGGCAAUUUCUUGAAGGAGAAAAUCGAGUCGUACAGGAAGUUCGACGAGGUUGUCAAGCUUGAGCACUUCGUCACUGAAUUGGUCAGCGGCGAGCUCAACAUUCUGUUGGGCUUCUUCCAUUCGAUCCAUGACCAGAUGACGGAGACGAUCAAGAAUGGAGUCUAUCAGCUUUUUCAAGUCCUCCGGACAGCGCUGGAAAAUGCGAUCAACCAGUUUCCGAAAGGCAGACCGACCGUGGGGACGAAACUGGCAUUCUCUCUCAGCGGCAGGAAGCGGAUCAGCGAGGCAGUUGAGGAGCUCGAAACAUGGCAUGGACGACUCGUCACCCGUGCUAUGGUAGUCUUGUUCUUCGGCGGCAGCAUUGCGGCGGGUCAGAAGCAGAUCACUAGCAACCCAGCCAUAGCUAGGAUUGUCCGAAUCCGUGGUGCAUUCAAAGACGACCAACGACGUGCAACACUUCGACUGCGAACACCAGAUGCCAAGGAUAUCACUUCCAAAGUUGAUCAAUCCGAGAUCUGGGAUCUGGCGCAAACCAGGACCUUGAUCGAGUAUCGGAAGUAUGACCCAGUGACGACUUCGAAGCAGACCGCAGAGCUAGAAGUCAAUGUUCGAGACCUCUCUGCCAGGCUGAAUCAUGUGAUCGCUUCAGAAUCCGGGCUCCUACACUGUACUGGGUUCUCUGAAGACCAAGCUGGGCACAGUUUUUUGAUGCACUUCGCAUACCCAGAGCGAAAGGCCAACCCUCGGUCGCUUCAAAGUCUUCUGACAGAUCCGACAAACAUCUCUGUCGGUAUCAAACACUCUCAGACCGACCGCAUCGUGCUCGCUCGUCGCCUGACGUCUGCAGUGCUGUACUUGCACUCCGCAAACUUCGUCCACAAGAACAUCCGUCCUUCGAACAUCCUGAUAUUCGAUGAGGUCCCCCAGGAUGGUGACCAGCCCUCAACAUACCCCAACGUCGUAGGCGAUCCAUACCUCGUCGGCUUCGACGAUGUCCGCAAAGCAGAUGCGAAGUCUAACAUGGUUCGUGUAGAUGAAUGGCAGAAGAACAUCUACCUUCACCCGGAUCGGCACAGGAUGAGCGCGGGCGACGAGUUCACCAUGCGCCACGACCUGUACAGUGUGGGCGUUGUACUUCUGGAGAUCGCACUCUGGGGCAGUUUCACAGAUCGUAGUAGUCGCGGGAUUGGCAGGCAGCUGCUGGAGAGCGGAGGAGCUCUGAGGAGUCCAGAGGCCCUCAAGCAGAGGUAUAUCCGUUUGGCCAGGACCCUGGUCCCGAGAAGCCUCGGAAACCUUUACAGUGAGGUCACUGUCGCAUGUCUGGAAGGACUAAAGGACGAGGAGCAAGGAGGACUGCUGGACGACCAAGAUGGAAUUGUUGUUGGAGAAGCGUACAUCUCCCAGAUUAUGACCAAGUUAGAUGAGAUUCGUCUAUGA
This is a messenger RNA of Pseudocercospora fijiensis CIRAD86, 1518 nucleotides long. RefSeq lists its product as uncharacterized. Gene Ontology annotation, molecular function: ATP binding; protein kinase activity. The record is from RefSeq and is a predicted model, not a curated record. The transcript has a single exon. NCBI's taxonomy places the organism in Eukaryota, Fungi, Ascomycota, Dothideomycetes, Mycosphaerellales, Mycosphaerellaceae. Gene Ontology annotation, biological process: protein phosphorylation. The coding region runs from base 1 to 1518 and encodes 505 amino acids.